Uranotaenia lowii is the source of this 3484-nucleotide messenger RNA. RefSeq names its product A disintegrin and metalloproteinase with thrombospondin motifs adt-2-like. Gene Ontology annotation, biological process: extracellular matrix organization; proteolysis. The record is from RefSeq and is a predicted model, not a curated record. Lineage: Eukaryota; Metazoa; Arthropoda; Insecta; Diptera; Culicidae. Bases 163 to 2565 code for a protein of 800 amino acids. Gene Ontology annotation, molecular function: metalloendopeptidase activity. The transcript is spliced from 7 exons. Gene Ontology annotation, cellular component: extracellular matrix.
GCCCGCCCGGUGCGCCUGUUGCGUGUCGUUCGUUAGCUUCCGGUUUUGUUUUGUGGGGGAGUUUCCUCAAUCGGUGGUGUCUCUAGUGUGUGCGUGUAUGGGAAAUGUGAUUCGAGUACUUUUCUUUCCACCCAUCUGUCGUUCGAGCAGUUUUGAGUGAAGAUGUCAACCUUUAGGCGCGUGACAUUGCUGGCGUUCGCGUUGUUGCGUUGCACGAUUCAUCAUGUAGCGUCGCUCCAGUUCCAGCAACUACCCGAUUUGAUGAAUGAGCAUGAGUUGAGUUUUUAUUUCGGAAGUGACCAUCGGGAGGAAUUGGCCCCGUUCGAAGUGUUCGUCCCCAAUGGGGAGCUGAAAGAUGAACGACAGAGGAAUGUGGUGUUCAAAAUCCCCUUCCAGGGAGAAGUGUUGACGCUGCAGUUACAGGCUCGGGAAAAUUUGGUCACUAAGAAAACAAAGCUUGUGACGCGUGGGGAAGGACACAGUUCGGAAGAGUAUCUGAGCCAUCGGAGGAAUAACGAUUGCCACUAUUUACAUGUCGAUUUCGAUUCAACUGCAGCAGUCACUAGUUGUGAUUUCAAGAACUUUUAUGGCAUAAUUUUCCUGCCGAAUAAAACGCUAGAGAUUCAACCCCUGAACAGUCGCUUGAGGAAUCUAGUGCCUCUGUACGGAAGUUUUCUGGUUGAAUCUCAGAAGUUGCAUCUGAUCAAAGAGACGUCCUUCAAUCACGUGAUCAAUACUAACGAUCUACUGAACCGACAAAAUCUACUGCAACCGGUGAAAAAUUCAGAAAUCCACCUGUUAGGAGAUACGCUUGAGCAAAACAACUACACUCUGGACGAUCUGGAAGUUUUGGAUGAUACUCAAUUCAGCGGAUCGAAUCGACUUCGAAAGCUAACCAUCGAGUUGGGACUAUUCUUCGAUGAAGCUGCGUAUAGAAUCUUCGCUCCCCACUUUGAUUACGAUGACGUUCGAUUGAAGGACUUCAUACUGGCCUAUGUGAAUGCUAUUCAAGCUCUUUACCACCACCCGUCUCUUGGAACUCCGGUAGACAUCACUAUCGUCUAUUUGGAAAUAAUGAAAAAACAACCUCUGGCAAUGCCUCACUACAAUGGGGAAAGAGAGUCACUGCUCGAUUCGUUUUGUGCCUAUCAGGACAAUCUGAACCAGGACAGCGAUUCGGAACCAUCCCAUUGGGAUUUGGGACUGUACGUUUCGGGGCUGGAUUUUUACGCCAUAGAAAAUGGACGACGUAAUGGCGUAACGAUGGGCUUGGCUACGGUAGGUGGAGUUUGUUUGGGGAAGUAUUCAUGUGUGAUUGCCGAAUUUGGGACCACCAGCGUUUUCGGAAAACCUUAUCCAUCAGCGGGAUUCACUUCGGUUUAUGUUUCUGCCCAUGAAAUCGGUCACAGCUUAGGAAUGCAUCAUGACUCUGGAGGAAAUACUUGUGCAAAGGAUGGCUUCAUUAUGUCACCCUCGAGAGGAACGCAGGGAGAAACAACAUGGUCCAGUUGUAGUGCCGCUGCAAUCAAAGAACUAACAUGGGCCGAUUGUCUGUUUGACUCACCGACAAAAAUAUCCAAAGAACUAGAUGCCUGGAAGUUCAAUGGAUAUCCAGGACAAGCUUUCACAUCCAAGAAGCAAUGUGAAGUGCUUCUUAUCGACAAAGAUGCAAUCGCAGCUCCAACGUCCGGAUUGGCCAGCAUUUGUCAGAACCUGCAGUGCCGGACGCCCCAUCGAACGGGAUUCUACUUUGCGGGCCCAGCACUGGAAGGAACCGACUGUGGUGACAGCAAGUGGUGCGUUGGUGGAUCCUGCCAAAAGCAGAAAAAGAAACCCAUCGAUGUCGUGAAAGGUGGGUGGAGCCCUUGGAUCAAUGAAGACUGUAAUUCCGGCUGUUUGGAGGAUUCAAAGGGAUUUCAGCAGCGCUCUCGGAAAUGUGACAACCCUAAGCCGAUUAACACGGAUGCUGGAUGUGAGGGAAGUUCGUUCGAUGUCAUCGUUUGUGAUGAUGAGCAGCUUUGUAAAAAUCGAAGACAACCGAUUGAGAUCUAUGCUAGUAUCAAAUGUAAAGAGUUCAGUAAACUGUUGCAUAGACUAGAUCCGGCCGGGUUGGGGAUCCAAGGACCUUAUGAUGAUCACAGGCUCUGGAUGGGAUGUGCCAUUUACUGUAAGCGAGCUGACAGCAAUGCAUAUUAUGCUCCACGUUUCGAUUUGAACGAUCUGGGAGUGGAUUCGUACUUUCCGGAUGGAACGUUAUGUCAUUCUGAGGGAUCAACCAACUAUUAUUGCCAGCAACAUCACUGCCUGCCGGAGAAUUUUAAAACAUCGAAAAUCUCCAUCUGGGCGAUAACUGAAGACGUGCCAAUUCCGGGAAAUGCACUGCCUAUGAGGACACAUUUCUUAGACAGUGAGCUGUUCAACUAUCUCUCGAUCGAUCACAACCGUAAACCGUUGCUAAAUCAUUGGAAUUAUCACCUGAUACCGCAUGAGGAUGAUGGUGAAACGCCAGAUGUCGAUUAUCUGGAGCUUCCAGAAGAGGUGAAAAAGGCAGCUCAUCGUGCUUGAACUACCUAAAACGAUACCGUUGGGGCGUCACAAGAAGAAGCUGUUUCGUUGCCAUCUGAAACUUCUAUCUCACAUAUUUGCUCCCAAUUUGCGAAAUACACUAAUUUGUAAAGUAAAUGUUUUGGUAGCAGGUUUCCGUGACUUUGGCAAGAGCGUCGAUUGUGUUGCUUCCAAGCGGCGGAAUACUUAAUUUACAUAUUAAUACGAUGCAAAAACUGAUAAUUUGAAACAGGGAAGUGGAUCAAACAUUCUCAUGAUAAUUAUGAUGCUUGUGUUUCAUUUCCUUCUUCUUAUUCUAAAAAAACUUGUCUAGAUCAGCUUUAUUUUAGAGAAAAAAAAUGGAAAAGAUAUAAUGCCUUUGUCCCUAUUUUACUAUUGAUUUAAUUCAUGACUAGCAAGGCAGUAACAAACUUAAGUUCAAGUUAUAAACGGUGGUGCUUGCAGUGCAUUACGAGAGUUCUUUAAGCAUGAAAUAAAUAUAUUGAUAUUUUUUUCAAGCAACAAUGAAAAUUACAUUCAUAUUUGCUGUUACGCUAUAUUCCACCAGUUAUUUUGAAAUUUACAAAAACAUGCGAUUUUUACUCUACUAAGAAGGAGGGGUAAGUUGCCACAAACUUUGUUUGUAAUGACAAAUCAAAUGAAAACGUUUGAAAAUUCGAAUUAAAUUUAACAUUUUUUUUGUCAAAAAUGUAAAGAAAAAUAAAAAGAGUACUGCAUACAUUUAGGGGUAAAAAAUACUACAAAAAUUCUAAUAACUGAAAUCAUAAAAAAUAAUGUGUGGAUGGAUGAAAUUUUGAAUUUAACAAACGCGUGAUGCAAACAAUCAUAUUCCGGCAUAUGGAAACGAGAUUUAAAAGAUGAGUCUUUGAUUUGUAUUUUGAUGCAUUCUAGCUUAAACUGGUAACUGAGUUAUAAAAGU